ACAGUCUUUAGGUAUUAGAAGAACGUAUCUAGUCCGGAGCAGUUUUCAAAAUGAAAUUAGCUAUCGCUUUAUUGGCCUGUGUAGGCUUAGUGGCUGCUGCAAGCCUCCACACUACUCAUGAAGUCAAAGUCGCCGACAAGAAUUUCUUGGAAAAACAGAAAUUCUUGUUCGAAAUUGUUUACCGCGUUGAGGAUCCAUUGAUGUUUGAAGAAUACAUUAAACUCGGUGAUAAAUUUAUUGUUGACAAAUCCUACUAUACUCACUAUGACUUCCAUAUGGAAAAAUUCUGGGAAUCAUACAAGAUGGCAGCUCUCUUGCCUAAAGGUGAAUUCUUUGGUGCACUUGUCAAGACUCAUCACAAGCAAGCUUUAGGUCUCUUCAACUUCUUCUACUACGCCAAGGAUUGGGAAACUUUCCUCCACAAUGUAUGCUGGGCCCGUAUGCACGUCAACGAAGGCAUGUUUGUUUAUGCUCUCACUUUGGCUGUCAUUCAUCGCGAUGACUUCAACGGUUUGAUGUUGCCAUCCAUCUACGAAAUCUUCCCACAAUACUUCUUCAACAGCAAAUUCGUAUUCGAAGCUGAGAAGUUUGACUACGAUGUAUGGAGCAAGUACAUUAUGUACGAAAAGGAAUUGUACGACGUAUACUACAAGAAUCACAAAUACUUCAGCCACGGUGAUUAUGUAUACAUGAAGGACUGGAAGAUGUGGCAAUGGUGGAAAUUGAUGGGUCUUGGCCAACACUGGUACGCCGAAGAAAACUAUAUGCUCCGUGAAAAUAUCUACGAAUUCAACCAAGACCCUAAGUGGAACUCAAUGUUGCAAGACGUCAAGAUGUGGUAUAUGCCCGUUGACUAUACUCGUGAUAUUGAAUUAUACAACGAACACUCUAGCAUUUCUUACUUCACUGAAGAUUUGGGCUGGAACGCCUACUGGUACUAUUUGAACAUGGACUACGCUUUCUUCUUGGACGGCAAGACAUUCGGUUUGAACAAGGACCGUCGUGGUGAAUACUGGAUGUACAAUGUGCAACAAUUGAUUUCUCGCUACUAUAUGGAACGUUUGUCUCAUGGUUUCGGUGAAAUACCCGAAUUCUUCUGGUUCCACGAAAUCGAAUACGGUUAUGACCCCCAAUUGAUUAACUACAACGGCGUUGGUUUCAGCUACCGUAAGAACUACUGGGAAGUUCAAACCUACACUAACUUCGAUAUGUUCAACAAAGUUUCCGGUAUGUUCAAGCGCAUCUAUGAAGUCAUUGAUUUAGGUUAUUAUAAGAUGGUUGAUGGUACUAUUGUUGACUUGCGUAAACCCGAAUCUAUUGAAUAUCUUGGAAGCUUGUUACAAGGCAAUAUUGAUAUGUUCGACAAAUACUUCUUCAGUUACUGGUACAUGCUCUCUCACAUGUACUUCAGUGAAGUUGACUACCAUGACUCCGAGGUCUACCCACACGUCUUCCUAAACUUUGAAACCAUGUUGCGUGAUCCCAUGUUCUACAUGUUCCACAGCAAAAUCGCCGAUGCCUUCUUCCACUUCAAAUACUAUCUCGAGCCUUACACCCAGGAAGAACUCUUGUUCCCCGGCGUCUACAUUAAGGAUGUCCAUGUUACCGACUUGGUCACCUACUUCGAUUUGGUAGACUUUGAUGUUACUAACUUGAUGAAUGACAAGAUGCACUUUGUUGAUGGCAAAUUUGUUUGGGACAAGGCUCUUAUGGCUCGUCAAAUGCGUUUGAACCACAAACCAUUCAACUUUGAAUUCACCAUUGAAUCCGACAAGGCUCAAAAGGCUGUAAUUCGCUCCUUCAUUGGUCCAAAAUACGAUGAAUUCGGACGUGUAUUAACUUUGACUGAAAACCGUGAAAACUUCUUUGAACUCGAUAACUUCGUUUAUGAGUUGACCGCUGGUAAGAACUUCUUCAAGCGUAGCUCCAACGACUUCUACUGGACCAUCAAGGAUCGUACUACUUACACUGAAUUGUACCACUAUGUUAUGUUGGCUUACGACGGUAAAUACGAAUUCCCAUUGGACAUCAGCGAACCUCACUGUGGAUUCCCCGAUCGUCUCAUCUUACCCCGUGGUUGGGAAAAAGGUAUGCCCAUGCAAAUGUUCUUUAUGGUCACCCCAUACGUGGCUGAUCACGAACAAUUCUCCACCUUUGAUUACGCUUACUCUUGCGGUAUUGGCUCUGGUACCCGUUACGUUGACAACAUGCCUUUCUACUAUCCAUUCGACCGUGUCAUCGAUGAAUACGAAUUCUUCGUUCCCAACAUGUACUUCAAGGACGUCAAGAUCUUCCACCACGAUACUUUCGAAACAUACUUGGAACACGACUAUAAGAACUACGGUUCCUUUGACUAUACUUUCUUCAAGGAUUACUACACAAAAUACUUUAAACAUUAAAACUGAUUUAAUAUGAAUUAAUGAAAAAAUAUUAACUCCGUGAAGGGAUAUUUAUAUCCACAAUAUUCGAUCUGUUUUUUCAUUAAAUAAAGCAACAUAUUGUCAAAGCAAUCAAAAA
Calliphora vicina (urban bluebottle blowfly) is the source of this 2517-nucleotide messenger RNA. RefSeq names its product larval serum protein 1 beta chain-like. Bases 51 to 2399 code for a protein of 782 amino acids. The transcript is spliced from 2 exons. Lineage: Eukaryota; Metazoa; Arthropoda; Insecta; Diptera; Calliphoridae. The record is from RefSeq and is a predicted model, not a curated record.